AUGACUGGUGACCCUAAAAGAGACUUAGGCUCAGCUUCUCGCUUUUCUUCUCAGUUCCAGAGGCCUGACCUCCACCUCCAAAGACCACCGGACUCCGACGAUGAAAACAAUCAAAACCACUUCACCGGAGACAACGACGAUGAUGAAAACACCCAUAAAAACCUUGAACUGGUCACACCCAACUCCAGUUCCGGAGAUCUUGUUACCCGCCGGCCGAGAGGAAGACCCGCCGGUUCGAAGAACAAGCCUAAACCGCCGGUGAUCAUAACCCGAGAGAGCGCGAACACACUCCGAGCACAUAUUCUUGAGGUUAGCAAUGGCUGCGAUGUGUUUGAAUCUGUAGCAACCUAUGCCAGAAAGAGGCAAAGAGGGAUUUGCGUACUGAGUGGGAGUGGAACAGUAACCAACGUGAGCUUGAGGCAGCCGGCGGCUGCCGGUUCAAUUUUGACGCUGCAUGGCCGGUUCGAGAUAUUAUCACUAUCGGGCUCGUUUCUGCCACCGCCUGCGCCUCCGGGCGCCACCAGUCUGGCGAUAUAUUUGGCCGGAGGACAAGGUCAGGUGGUGGGUGGGAAUGUUGUGGGUGCUUUGAUUGCAUCUGGGCCAGUUAUUGUUAUCGCAGCUUUAUUCACCAACGUUGCUUAUGAGAGGUUGCCUUUGGAUGAAGAUGAGCCACCACUUCAGAUUCAGCCACCGGUGUCACAACCCUCUAACGGUGGCGGCGGUGGUGACGGAAACCCUUUUCCUGACCCAUCUCUGGGGCUCCCAUUUUUCAAUUUUCCAUUGAACAUGCCCAAUAAUCAGCUACCAAUAGAUGGAACUUGGAUGAGCAACUCAACCAGUCGACCUCCAUAUUAG
This is a messenger RNA of Ilex paraguariensis (yerba mate), 855 nucleotides long. NCBI's taxonomy places the organism in Eukaryota, Viridiplantae, Streptophyta, Magnoliopsida, Aquifoliales, Aquifoliaceae. The record is from the annotation of a GenBank genome assembly.